Molecule: messenger RNA, 2008 nt
Organism: Pieris napi
Lineage: Eukaryota; Metazoa; Arthropoda; Insecta; Lepidoptera; Pieridae
Product: carboxylesterase 5A
Exons: 3
Coding region: 40-1887 (615 amino acids)
Biological process (GO): modulation of chemical synaptic transmission; neuron cell-cell adhesion; synaptic vesicle endocytosis
Cellular component (GO): cell surface; synapse; postsynaptic membrane
Molecular function (GO): neurexin family protein binding; signaling receptor activity
Source: RefSeq, a predicted model, not a curated record
CUUCCAAACUGUUCGGGUCUCAAUUAUGACGUAAUCGAAAUGCUGUUUUUCAUCGUAUUAUCGUUGUUAUCAACUGUUCUUUCAGCGCGGGAACCCAAACAGGUCACUAUAGCUAACCAAGGCACAAUAUCUGGAAUGUAUAUCACGCGAUUUCGGACGCGGAGGAUCGCAGCGUAUCUCGGAAUCCCGUAUGCACAGCCUCCAGUUGAAUUUAGGAGAUUCAGCCCACCAGAGUACACGGAUUUGCCACAGUGGGAAGGUGUGAGAAACGCGACAGCUUUCGCGCCGGACUGUAUGCAGAGUGGUCCUAAGAAAGAGGACGUCCUGAAUCCACUGAACCGACACGAUGAGCUAUUUACAAAAUUGUUGGAGGGCCAAAUGGAGGAACCGCGGAAGAAAGAGUUUUCAGAAGAUUGCUUGUUCUUGAAUGUGUAUGUGCCCGAUGAUUUAAAGGUUGAAGGUUAUCCAACUAUGGUGUGGUUUCAUGGCGGAAAUUUCGUGCGGGGGAGCCCAAAUUCUAUCAAUCCAUUUCAACUUGUGCUAAAACAAAAGGUUAUAUUUGUCUCUGUGGCUUACCGUCUGAAUAUAUUUGGAUUUUUCUCAACACUUGACAACGAAGCACCCGGUAAUUUUGGCUUAUUAGACCAAGUCGCCGCUUUAAAUUGGGUUAAAAAUAACAUCGAAAGUUUUGGAGGCGAUCCUGACAAUGUUUGUAUAUUCGGGCACGACGCAGGGGCUGUGAGCGUGGGUCUUCAUUUGCUCUCUUCAUACUCAUCAGGGCUCUUUCAAAAAGCAAUUGCUAUGAGUGGAAACGUUCUCUCGCCGGAUACAGUGAAUAUAGCGCGAAAAGAAAUCGUUACAGUUGAUAAAGUUGCAACUGCAUUCAGCUGUUUUAGAAAGCCUACCUACCAACUGCUAGAUUGUCUUAGAAGAGUCAAUUAUCAAGCGCUUUUGGAUAUCGGUGAACCGCUAGCUGAAUGGAAACCUCUUGUCGAUAACGGUUUCAGCAAUAUUUCAGUUCCAUUCCUAACCGAUUUGCCAAGCAAAAUGUUUGAAAAUGAAAUAUUUAGUCCCGUCCCAAUUUUGACUGGCUUCACCAAUAUGGAAGAUGCUCUGUUACUUGAUAAGGAUGGAAGAGAAGAUUCGGGUAUAAGUCAGAGGGAGUUCGAUGUUAUGCGUGAAGAAGUAGUUCUUUCAGAUAUCACAGUGGACAAUAGUUCAUGUUUUACAAACCAACAUCAUAUUCAAGAUGCAGUUGCAUUUUUCUAUAAACCUAUACCACCGACAACGAACGAGACUGUCUUACGAAAACAAUUUCUCGAUUUUUAUACGGAUAAAGUUUAUGGAGCAACGACAUAUCAACUUGCAAAGUAUAUAAGUAAGCACGCUCCUAUUUAUUUAUAUCGGUUUGACUUAAAACCAUUUUCUGAUAUAGCUAACGAAGGUAUCCCUGAUUGGGUGGCAGUUCCGCACAAUUUUGAUUUGAUUUUUACAUUUGGGAUGCCAUAUUUACCACUACCUGAAGACUUGAAUAAAUGGGACUAUAGAGAUAAGAGCAUAUCGGAUAUAAUAAUGAAAAUGUGGACCAAUUUUGCAUGGUAUUCGAAUCCGACGAACUCUGGAGUAAUCAUACAAUGGAAUGCUUUUGAAGUGGAGAAACCCGGUUUCUUUAUAAUUGAUAGGAAAAAUUUUACAAUGAGCACUCCAGAUACAGUGAAUUAUAAAGCGUUUGAGUUUUGGACAGAUUUUUAUCCAAAAGUUGUGGAAAUUGGAACGAAAUGUUGUAAAGAAAUUCAAGAAGAUUCAGGAGCUAGCAUUAAUACAUUAGAAUAUGUUUUACAAUUGAUGGUUAUUUCUUUAUUUUGUUUAAUAUUUUCACAUAAUUAAGGAUGCAAGAUAUCUUAUAUAUUAUUUUUGUAAGUAGUCUAUUUGAUAAAGAUAAGUAUAACACAUUAUUUAAGUUAUGUACAUAUUACUUAUUUGGAAAUAUAUUUAGCUGAAUAUUUAA